CAGAUAUCGAUCCACAGGACUCGUGAUUUUAGCUGAGAUGUUACUGGCUCUCCGUUACAGUCACAAAGACAUGACACCACAUAGCAAUCUAACAUGUAGCUAAUAUCUUUUGUUGUUGUGUUGAAAGCAUUCUAUAGUACUGUGCUCUGCUCUGGUCUUUAGUUGGAGGUGAAACACAGUUUGGUAUGUGUUUUAUAGUAGUGGGGAUAUUGCCUGCACCCUUAAUUGUGCGGACUCAGACUUGCAUGACCCAAAGGGACUUUAGAAUAGGUUUUCACCAGUAGGUUUUUGGUAAUACUCACUCAAAAAGGACUCAAGUAACUCAGCACAGUAUACUGAGUGAUCAGGAAGAACUAAAGUCUGUGCGGGCAGAGUUGUUUAAGGAUUUUUGCCAAAGAAUUCCACUGCUUAAUCAUACAGCCAUGCCCAACCUAUGCAAACUGUCCUUUCACUUUCAUUCAGUUUUUGGUUCAAACCAAGGCAUUCAUUCUUAAUUCAUUCUUGUAAUGCAUUAAUUCAUAGCACAAAUUUAUCUCUCUCUUUAUUCAGUAAGUUAUUGGUGAGGUGUACUGCAAUGUGUUCCAUUGCCUCAAAAGUUAAUCCCUGCUUUUUAGCAAGGUUUCAUCUGAAUUUCUGAAAUGGAAAAUCUGAAUGCACCUCUUCCACUAUACUCUUUUUUUUAUCAAAACUAAAAUGAGAAGAUGAAUGUCAUUCUUAUGCUUAUGUGUAAGCAGUUAGCUUAGCAUAGUGCAAAGAGCAGAAAUGGGGAAACAACUAGCUUUGUUUCUUUAGGUGAGAAAAUCCACUUACCAGCACCUCGGAAGCUCUAAGCUAAGCUAAACACUUGUAGGCUCUUACUUCAUAAUUAGCAUGCAAAUUUAUUGCGGCAACCUUUUUUCCAACAUGUUCUUUAGGCAUAAACUAACAAUGUCUUUUAGAUACUGAGAUACUGCGCUCACCAACCAUCUAUCAGUGACAUCAUUAGUUAUAGCUGUGACCUCAGCAACGACAGAGAGAGACGCCAGAGCCUCUUACUUAAAAUGGAUAUUUCAGAUACUCAAAAGGUUGCUGAUCCUGCUUGUUUGUCAUCAGAGGCCACAGAGAUGCAUUUUUUAAAACCACAUUACAUUGACGCUGACUCCAACACCCAUGUCAUAUGUUUCCACUUUUGCUGUGAUUGUAUUCCUCUUCAUUAUUCAUUCAAACAGAGUUGCAGCAGUGGCCAGCACUUGUAGCAAAUGCCUUCCAUGUGUCUCUAAUUGCCUCAGUAUUUAACACAAGGUGAAGUCAUUAACACAUGGGCACACUGUCAGAUGUGGAGCCAGGCGGCCCUGGGUGAAAGAGAAAACAACAGCACGCUAAAGCUAAUGCACCAUCCAGUGUGCCCGAUGAAGAAAUCUGAGAGGUUCCUCUCCAAUGUGCUGUUCAAUGAUCAUCAAGCAAAAAGCUGAAUACAGGGGCAGCCUGUCAUCAGGGGCAGCCUGUCAUCAAAGGCAGCGGGUCGCCCUUAUCACCCGCUGUCCCACAGGUGUAGAGCUCAGUUCACUCUCACUAAAAUGACAGCAGGAGCUCUUUGCCUCUGCCUCCUGCUGGCUCUCCAGCUGAGAUGCGUCACUCCGCUCGCUAUCCCACAGGACAGAGGCACAGCAGGGCAACAGGUGGGUUUGGACGCGACGAAAACGGUGAACGAGAAGCUGGACGCGUUGGUCCAUCUGAAGGAUUUACCUCGGGGUCCGGCAGUGGCCCCUCACAAGAAGGCGCCUCAGUUUAUGUUGGAUCUUUUUGACGCGGUGUCAGUCUCCAAUGGCACUCCGAAAAGCCAGAAGGAGAUUCUGGAGGGAAACGUAGUGCGGAGUUUCGAGGAUAAAGGCCAUACUGGAGAGAGGCUUCACUUCUUCAAUCUGUCGUCUUUCGGCAGAGACGAGAGGAUGAUCAAAGCGGAGUUCCGUUGGUUCAGAAAGAAACAGAAGUUCUACCUCGGAAAAUCAUAUGGACCUCAUUUCUAUAAGGUGGAUCUGUAUGAGGUACUGGACAGCCGGGUGAAGCCAUGGAGAGGAAACCUCAUUACCUCUAGACUUGUGCCCCUUUACACACAGGGAUGGGAAGUCUUCAAUGUCACUCAGACGGUGUCAAAGUGGAUCCGUAACAGCCAGGAGAAUAACGGCAUCCUUGUGGUGACCACGCUUCCCUCUGGUAACUGGAUGGAGUCAAUGACACACAUGACUGCCUACCUGGUCAUAUUCUCAGACGAUGAGAGGACAAGAGCAUUAAACCAAUCAUACCUUGGGCAAGCCCAACAAGCCCCUGAGCUCCACGACCACCGCAGCAGGAGACGGCGGGCGUCUCCACGUUUCUUGCCCGAGGGUCGCUCCCAGUCCUGCCAGCGGGUUCCCCUCUUCGUUGACUUUGAGGAGAUCGGCUGGUCUGGCUGGAUCAUCUCUCCCCGGGGGUACAAUGCUUAUCACUGCAAAGGCUCCUGCCCGUUCCCCUUGGGGGGAAAUCUCAGAGCGACCAAUCACGCCACUGUGCGCUCCAUCAUGCAUGCACUCAAGCUCUCUAGUGAUGAAGUGGGAGCUCCCUGCUGCGUGCCCGACAGACUCCAGUCCAUCAGUUUGUUAUACUUUGAUGAUGAGGAGAACGUGGUUUUGAAGCAAUAUGACGACAUGGUGGCGUUAAGCUGCGGCUGUCACUGACUGGCUGUGCACCAUUUGCACUUUAUAACACUGGAACAGAGAGGGAUGGGGAGAUGAUGGCUUACUUGAGUUGAUCAGAAUACUGUAUUUUCGUGCAUAUGUUUAAAUAUUGUGUUAUUUUGACAAAUAAAACAACUAUUCCCCAA
Molecule: messenger RNA, 2839 nt
Organism: Scatophagus argus
Lineage: Eukaryota; Metazoa; Chordata; Actinopteri; Scatophagidae
Product: bone morphogenetic protein 2-like
Exons: 6
Coding region: 1557-2693 (378 amino acids)
Biological process (GO): SMAD protein signal transduction
Cellular component (GO): extracellular region
Molecular function (GO): growth factor activity; cytokine activity
Source: RefSeq, a predicted model, not a curated record